GUGUCUGUGUCACGAAUGCACACAUUAAUUUUUUUAGGACCAGCUAUGAAUCUCACUCACUUCCACAUGCACACCUGUCUUCCAUGGAUUCCAAGGCAAACACACUGCUUAUCAUCAUCAUCAUCCACCAACAACAAAAAUUCCAGGAGGUUUACGCCCUGUCGCUUCAGCUGGCUCAGUUCUUCAUCAUUACAUGGGCAUGGUAUUAGAUCACAAAAGAAAGGGAGAUGGGAGGUUGAUUUUCAAAGGCCAGCUUUUAAUUCCAAUUCCGAAAGUAGUGAACAUGUUCCAGAAAAUGUGAGCACCAAUUUCAUUUGGACAGGGAAAAAUAAUAGUAGCUCUCCGGGUCGACAGGCUAAAAACAUGAUAGAGUACUUAUCGUUGUACUUUGUACUGAAACUGACACAUACAAAGUUUGUUGGUCUGAUGAUAAAUGUUGUCCAAGCAAUAGUUCGAUAUGUGCCUCAGACUCUUGAUGGAACAAGCUUGGCACUUGCUUGUGUUUCUAAUGCCUUGAACACACCCAAGCCACUUAAAUUAGACGUCUCCUUGCCUUCUUUUCAUGAUAUUAGAUGGAGCUUAGCGCGGUUGUUUUUCUUAUUUAACAUACAACUCGAGAGAAAUGUUGCCACGUUCUUUUUGGUGCUCCUUAUAGCAUGCAGCUCGUUUGUUUUCAUUGGAGGUUUCUUGUUCUUCAAGCUAAGGAACAAUAAACAAUCACUGGAAGAAUGUUUUUGGGAGGCAUGGGCAUGUCUUGUUUCAUCAUCUACUCAUUUAAAACAACCAACACGUAUUGAGCGUGUUAUUGGCUUUGUUCUUGCAAUAUGGGGUAUAUUGUUUUACUCUCGUCUUCUAAGUACCAUGACUGAACAAUUUAGGAGUAAUAUGCAAAGGCUCAGGGAGGGAGCACAAAUGCAAGUUAUGGAGACCGAUCAUAUCAUUAUCUGUGGGAUGAAUAGUCAUCUUCCUUUCAUAUUAAAGCAGCUAAAUAAGUAUCACGAGUUUGCUGUUCGCCUAGGCACUGCUUCAGCUAGGAAACAAAGAAUCCUUCUUAUGUCUGAUCUUCCAAGAAAACAGAUUGAUAGGAUAGCUGACAGUAUUGCUAAAGAUUUGUAUCAUAUUGAUCUCCUUAGCAAGAGUUGCACCCUGAGUUUAACAAAAUCAUUUGAAAGAGCAGCAGCAAACAAAGCACGUGCAAUUAUUAUACUGCCAACAAAAGGGGAUCGGUUUGAAGUUGACACAGAUGCAUUUCUUACUGUUUUAGCCCUUCAACCAAUUCCAAAGAUGGAUUCUGUCCCCACAAUAGUUGAGGUUUCAAGAUCCCAAACAUGUGACUUGUUGAAGUCAAUCUCAGGGUUGAAAGUAUCUCCAGUAGAAGAUGUUGCAUCCAAAUUAUUUGUUCAAUGUUCUCGGCAGAAAGGACUUAUAAAGAUCUACAGGCACUUGCUAAAUUAUCGAAAAAAUGUGUUCAAUCUUUGCAGCUUGCCUGAUCUUGAAGGAAUGACAUAUAGGCAAAUAAGACAUAUAUUUAAAGACGCUGUUGUAUGUGGUCUUUACCGGAAUGGGAAAAUAUACUUCCACCCAAAUGAUGAUGAAAUUCUGCAGAUAACUGAUAAAGUAUUGUUCAUUGGAUCCCUUCAGAAUACUAAUAAGCCACAAGUUAUAACCACAAAUGGGAAAGAAGGAAAAGAUGGAAUUAAUAACAAUGAAUUACUUGAAAAAGAUUUUGAUUACGCCAUCGAAUUGAGUAAAGUAAGACUUGCAAAUAUUGUAACACGUCCUAACAGAUCAGGUUCCAAGGCAUCAGACGGGAAUGUAGGACCAAAAGAAUGCAUUCUUUUACUUGGGUGGCGACCUGAUGUUGUAGAAAUGAUUCAAGAGUAUGAGAACUAUCUCGGUCCUGGAAGUGUUUUGGAAGUUUUAUCAGAAACGCCAUUAAAUGACAGGAUUAUUAGGGAAAACAUCGCUGGUCAUAGCAAACUCAAGAAUGUUCGAGUUUCUCAUAGGAUUGGAAACCCCAUGGACUAUGGCACCUUAAAGGAAACCAUCUUGAAUAUUCAGACUUCAUUGAAGAAGGAAGAUAUUCCUUUUUCAAUUGCUUGCAUAUCUGACAAAGAUUGGCUUCUUGGAGAUACAUCCAAGACAGAUAAGCUAUCUGCUUAUUCAAUCCUACUUGCAGAAAAUAUCUGCGACAAACUUGGAGUCAAGGUACAAAAUCUAGUUGCAGAAAUUGUUGAUUCAAAAUUGGGGAAACAAAUUACUAGAAUCAAGCCAUCAGUGACCUAUGUUGCGGCGGAGGAAAUAUUGAGCCUUGUAACUGCUCAAGUUGCCGAGAAUAGUGAAUUGAAUGAAGUUUGGAAAGACAUACUAGAUGCAGACGGUGAUGAAAUAUAUGUGAAGGAUAUUAGCCUUUACAUGAAAGAAGGAGAGAAUCCAUCAUUUUCAGAGCUUUCUGAGAGAGCAUAUUUAAGAAGAGAAGUAGCCAUAGGUUAUGUGAAGAAGAACAAGAAUGUAAUCAACCCAAUUCCAAAGUCAGAACCCCUCUCUCUUGAAUUGACUGACUCAUUGAUAGUCAUAUCUGAGCUGGAAGGUGAACAGCCGGUCAUUUUGUAAUUAUGCUGAGAAUAAUUUAGGAAAAUUCUGACCCCCAAAAUUUGGUUAUUGCAUUGGGGUGAUUGAUUGCUAAUAUUGCUGUUCUUAUCUCUCAUCUUUCAUGUCUAUAUUAUCUCAUCUUUUUUCAGAAUAAAUUGGUGAAAAACGAUGCUUAAAUGUAAAAUAUGUAAAUGGAAUUUAAUUUACUUUCUUGUACUGCAAAAGAAAAAUGCAAAUAAGCAAGAGUCCCUAGUUCAAUAAUGUUGUGAACAUUUUAUUUUGCUGCA
This is a messenger RNA of Medicago truncatula (barrel medic), 2879 nucleotides long. RefSeq names its product putative ion channel POLLUX-like 2. The record is from RefSeq and is a predicted model, not a curated record. Gene Ontology annotation, biological process: potassium ion transport. NCBI's taxonomy places the organism in Eukaryota, Viridiplantae, Streptophyta, Magnoliopsida, Fabales, Fabaceae. The transcript has 25 exons. Bases 16 to 2613 code for a protein of 865 amino acids.